ACACCGUUUUAUACAGAGUGAGGUUGUUAACAGUUGUCAUAAGGCGUGCGUAUAACAGAUACCGCAAAGUGUCAGUGCUUGUGCCCGGCCGUCUAAGACCACGGAUUAAAAUCUGGCACGUAAAGACAUGACUGCAAUUUGAAGCUGGGCCUUUCAAUUUUAUUAGAGCCGGAUUCAUCCCGAACCACAUUUCAUCAUUGACCAACUUAUAGAAAGUCAACUUCACAGUAUAUAACAAGUUCCGAAGCGAUGGAUUCUAAAAAGACGUCGUCAAAGCAAGAUCUGGUGUCUCAUCAAAUUACAUUUAGCAAAGGAACAGGGUGUAAGCGCUACCUUCUGGUUGCUGCCGUGGUGAUCGUGAUUCUAUCAGUUAUCAUUGGUCUGGCAGUAGGUUUGCCCAGGGCUCUUCGGGAAACAGAUGAUGAAUACAUGACAUUGGCCAGAGAAGUCUUGAGCGAUUACCCACUGAUAGAUGGACAUAAUGACCUGCCCUGGCAAUACCGCCUGCAGGGCAACAUGAAGGUGGAGGAGGUGAAUCUGAGAGGAGACCUGCGCACACACUGGAAUCCGUCUCAUACCGACCUCCCCAGGCUGCAGGCGGGCAUGCUGGGAGCUCAAUUUUGGGCAUGUUACGUUCCUUGUAGUAGCCAAGGCAAAGACGCCGUUCGUAUGUCGUUAGACCAACUGGACAUCAUCAAGCGCUUCGUGAGGAAAUACCCUGACAAGUUCCAGUGGACAACAACCGCACAAGGUAUUCUUGAUGCCCACGCCAAUAAGAAAUUAGCUAGUUUGGUGGGUUUGGAAGGGGGGCAUUCCAUCGACAGCAGUUUGGCAACGCUGCGCAUGUUUUAUGACCUGGGCGUCAGAUACAUGACCGUCACACACAGCUGCAAUACACCAUGGGCAGACAACUGGAAAGUGGACGUACCAGAGGACCCUGAUCCCAAACAAUCCAACGGGUUAUCCCCGUUUGGAGAGCAAGUGAUUCUGGAGAUGAACCGCCUGGGGAUGUUAGUUGACCUCUCUCACGUUUCCAAAGAUACAAUGCUGGAUGCUCUGAAUGUUACCAAAGCGCCGGUCAUCUACAGCCACUCCUCAGCCUUUGGUGUCUGCAACCACUUUCGGAACGUUCAAGAUGAUGUCCUCGAGGCAACUAAGAAAAACGGAGGCGUGGUCAUGGUGAACUUCUAUACUCCGUAUAUCAACUGUGCACCCCACCUACAGGCUAAUGCAACCUUGUCUCAAGUCGCAGAUCACAUUGAAUACAUCAAGGAGAAAAUUGGCGUGGAUUAUGUUGGUAUUGGUGGAGAUUACGACGGUGUGCCCACAGUUCCCGAAGGCCUAGAAGAUGUAUCCAAGUAUCCAGACUUGUUCGCCUAUAUGGCUAGGGUGAAAGGUUGGAAUAAAGAGGAGUUGACGAAGUUAGCCGGCAAAAAUCUUAUCCGGGUCUUCAUGGCCGCGGAGAAGGUUCGAGAUGAAAUGAGGAACAAUGCUCCCUCCGAACAUAUGAUCAACUUUGACCUCGUCAACUCUACAUGUCGACCAAACUUUUAGUAUUCCACAGUGUGUGCGUCUUAGUGCUUGACCGGAAGGAGAGGCAACCACUUCCGCUUUCUGAAAUGUCCUCAGUCUCAUUGAAUACAAGAUUACAUUCCUAUGUUCAUGCACAUACCUUAAAAUCACAUUGCAUACAUGCCAUAGCAUGAAUUUGCGCUUGUCCUGUUAAAUAGAUGAACCAGACUAUAACAUUGAAUAAUGUUUCAUAUACAAAAUUCAGGUACCAGUUGUUUCGAAAUGUAUACAUUAGGAUUGAGUUAGAGGUUGCGUAUUAAUACUCCUACCGUUAUAGUACGGACUAACGCUCCAUGUGCUGUACGUAUCAGAAUGUCGCUGAUAUAUUAGUGGAACAUGUAUAAUAUUUAGGCCUGACUUAACUUUCUAUUUGGAAUGCUGAACAGUGGGUCCUGCAAUACAUACUCUGUAUGAGCAGCAUGUAUUUCAAUGAUCUAUUAACAGAUAGUCUGACAGUCUGAUAUAAGCUAUAUGCACCUCCACAUAUGUUUUCUAAGCUUUCUCAUUAAUAAAUACAUGUAGCUUCGUGCUGUUCAGUAUAUAAAUAUAUGAACAUAUAUAUGUAGUACCGAACAUGACACAUAGCAUUUUACAUAAGAACUUCAUGAAUUAUAUGUACACUAUAGGACGUACAAUAGAGAACGUACACACACGUGUGUGUGUGUGUGUCGCUGUAUUAUACCAGUCAGUAAAAAGAUAAAUUGAUAUGUCUUAUUUAUAUUUCAUUAUAGGUGAUAUAUAUGUCAUUCCUGAAGGCAUCAUUAGACAUUAAUCAAAUAGCUGUAUAAUUAGAUCAUGGUUGCCAUCGUUGUUUUUCUUUAAAGGUAGCCCACAUUGUGGUAUAUUGUGCCGUACAUAUAGCCCUGAACUAAGGGCUGAUUCCGCCAAGCCAUUUUGAGUUGUCAAAAGUUUAAACGUUAGAUCUGAAACGGAAGAAAACUGAGACAUUUUUUGUUACUGGUUUGCAGCCCAGAUUACACAUACAACUCAGACUGUUACACAUACAGCUCAGAUUGUUACACAUACAGCCCAGGUUGUUACACAUACAACCCAGGUUGUUACACAUAUAGUCCAGGUUGUUACACACACAGCCCAGGUUGUUACAUACACAGCUCAGAUUGUUACACAUACAUCUCAGACUGUUACACACAUAGCCCAGGUUCUUGUGCACACAGCUCAGAUUGUUACACGCACAGCCUGGGUUGUUACACACACAGCCCACGUUGUUUCACACACACAGCUCAGAUUGUCACACACACAGUCUUAACUGUUACACACACAGCCCUGAUUGUUACACACACAGCCCAGGUUGUUGCACACACAGCCUUGAUUGUUACACACACAGCCUUGAUUAUUACACAUACAGCCCAGGUUGUUACACGCACAGCCUUGAUUGUUACACACACAGACCAGGUUGUUACACAUAUAGCUCUGGUUGUUACACACACAGGCUCGAUUGUUACACAUACAGCUCAUAUUGUUACAAAUGCAGUCCAAAUUGUUACACUUACAGUCCACAUUGUUACAUAUGCAGUCCACAUUGUUACAUUUACAGUCCAGGUUGUUACACGUAAAGCCCAGCCUGCUACACAUAAAGUCCAGUUCGUUAUACAUACAGCCCAGAGUCUUGCACACUCUGGUACAGCCCAAACCGUGACACACACAGCUGUUUACAUAGAGCAAGAAUAUAUAGUUUGAACAGUGACAAAUAAAAUAUGUGUGUAUUGUUUAUGUGAAUUUGUAGCAAUAGUGCAUUAAAAUGGUGUAGUUUAGUACCAAUACUGCAUUAAACUGGUGUAGUUUAAUACUCUGUACAACUGAUACCGUCAGAGAGCACGGUUUCUGUUGUCAAAGAUUGCGGAAAGUGAUCGUCUUAUAAGUGAUCAGUCAGGCUCCAAAGA
Messenger RNA from Liolophura sinensis, 3473 nucleotides. Its product is annotated as dipeptidase 1-like. Lineage: Eukaryota; Metazoa; Mollusca; Polyplacophora; Chitonida; Chitonidae. The record is from RefSeq and is a predicted model, not a curated record. Gene Ontology annotation, molecular function: metallodipeptidase activity. Gene Ontology annotation, biological process: proteolysis. The transcript is spliced from 10 exons. The coding region runs from base 250 to 1554 and encodes 434 amino acids.